UCCAUCAUGGCAAAUGUAGAGCGACUCAAAAGCGAAGGAAAUGAACUUAUAGGCAAUGCAAAAUACGCAGAAGCAUACCAGAAAUAUUCAGAUGCAAUCGCGGCGAAGCCCCAGAAGAAGUCAACUCUCUCUAUCUUAUAUGCCAAUCGGUCGACCUGUUCUUUCUGCUUGGCUAACUACCUCGAUGCUGUCAACGACGCAAACCAGGCAACGGUUAUUGACCCUACGUACAUCAAGGGCUACCUUCGCCUAGCCGCUGCAGCAUUUGAGCUUGGACAUCUGAACAGGGCACUAACAACAUGGAAAAAAGGUUUAUCCUGCCUAGAAAAUGCAAAGUCACGGUCGACCGUCUCUUCCGACAUCUAUAAAAUCCAAAAGCUCGCUUUUGACACUGGUCUUGCGAAAACCGAAGAAGCAUUGAGGAAGAAACCAAGUCUCGACACCUCCAUACACAUCGGCGCAAGCUUGAUGGGUGAUGUUCCGACUGUCCGCGCACUUAAAUUGUUCCGGGGGAAUCAACUGAAGAAGAGCCCAAUACCGAGCAGCGCUUUCCUACUUCUUCGAGCGUCUGAGUUCUUCGAAGCGACUCUGAUACGUCUCCAGAGUGUCACUACUCGCCCAGAGCCUGGAGUACAAGGCUUUCUUGCACAAAUACGCCAAUGUGCUCACUCUCGCCUCCAGGUUAUCGCAGGAAUAGCCUCCUCUAUUCUCUGCGAUGCAAGAGCGCUGGUGAUGGGACCGGACCUUACUUUCUUUCAACAGCUCCAGGUCCAAAUGCAAUUUGAGGAACAGCAUUUCAAGUCUUUUGGAGCGGCACAAGUUGAAAAUGUCAAAGCAGAGGUUCAACGGCGGCUGAAGAACUCUACAUGGGAUGUAGUCUACCAGGCUAUCGCAGCCAGUGUCCGUAACUGGAUAGUUGCUGCGUUUCUGGACGUCAAGACGGGGAAGGAACUGAGUGCGGUUGAACAGACAAAAUGCGCGGUUCAAGUACUGGAAUGGGGUGCGGAGCAAUCCAACACGUCUGACUUCGAAAUAUUCAAGCCCACCUUCAUCCGUUCCGUUCGGCGUCUGCAUCUCUUCAAUGCCAUGAGCGCAUAUAUGCAAGGACGUGGCUAUUAUUCUUUGGAAGGGAUCAAAGCAAUGGCCCGCGACUUAAAAGAGGAAACAGAAACGAGCAUUCCGCAACCCUCGGACCUGAAAGAAGUCAACCCAGGGUCUUUCGCGGCAUUCCACGUCUAUCCCAUCGCUGAAGCAUAUGCCGCCAUCGCCUGGGCCCAUCGUUGUGUCGCGCAACAUGCGACAGGCGAAAAGGCAUCCAAAGAGUUUUUGAUAUCGUCCAGAUUCUACAUCAAGGCGGCGGACGCCUAUCCGGAAGACGAGGAAGAAAGACCGUUUCUGCUCUACACUGCUGCAGAGAACAUGUGGAAGGCCAAGUCGCCAUUGCGUGUCACCCUUCCUGUCUGUCGCCGCAUCAGAGAAUCUUUGGCAGACUCCGAUGUCAUCUGGGGUGGGUCUGGGGCCAGGCUCGGGGUCACUGCCGAUCGUGCUGCUCGUUGUCAGAGGGCCAUUACAUUCAUGCAGGACUGCGAACAGAAAAUUGCUGCAGGAGUGUUAACUCUGGACGAUUUAAAAAUACCUGCCUUCAUCUGA
Messenger RNA from Mycena indigotica, 1650 nucleotides. RefSeq lists its product as uncharacterized. Gene Ontology annotation, biological process: post-translational protein targeting to endoplasmic reticulum membrane. Bases 7 to 1650 code for a protein of 547 amino acids. Lineage: Eukaryota; Fungi; Basidiomycota; Agaricomycetes; Agaricales; Mycenaceae. The transcript is spliced from 11 exons. Gene Ontology annotation, molecular function: molecular adaptor activity; protein binding. The record is from RefSeq and is a predicted model, not a curated record. Gene Ontology annotation, cellular component: TRC complex; membrane.